This is a messenger RNA of Trichophyton verrucosum HKI 0517, 1569 nucleotides long. RefSeq names its product MFS multidrug transporter, putative. NCBI's taxonomy places the organism in Eukaryota, Fungi, Ascomycota, Eurotiomycetes, Onygenales, Arthrodermataceae. The record is from RefSeq and is a predicted model, not a curated record. The transcript has 3 exons. Gene Ontology annotation, molecular function: transmembrane transporter activity. Gene Ontology annotation, cellular component: membrane. Gene Ontology annotation, biological process: transmembrane transport. Bases 1 to 1569 code for a protein of 522 amino acids.
AUGGACGAUGCUGAGCUAGAUCUCAUGAAUACCGAGCAGGAUGACCCUCUUCUGCAGACGGACGAGGAGGAGGUCGUCGAGUCCAUGUCGAAUUCCGGGGAACCCGUCACCGUGAGAAGGAAGAUAAACCAGACUAAAUUCAUCGUCAUAUGCAUUGCCGUGCUGUUUGUGCUUGAUUUUGCGGCAUUCUUCGAUCUCAUACCGCAGACUCGCAUCUUUGAACUGAUUGUCUGUCGGAAUUAUUUUGAUAAACACCAUCCAGACCGGUUCCCAUAUCCCCAGGACAUACCAGAGUCGGAAUGCAAGACAAACGCCGUACAGAGUCAGGUGGCUUAUAUACAAGCUAUAGGCGCUAGCUUUGAUGCGCUUCCAAGCAUAAUUCUACUUCUUCCCUAUGGCCUAUUGGCCGACAACCCUAGGUAUGGUCGCAGGUUUGUCUUGCGGCUGAGUAUGGCUGGUAUCCUAUUAGGCGCAUACUGGGCUUUGUUCGUGUGCUCGUUCUACCGAUAUGUACCCCUUCAAGCAAUAUGGAUCGGGGGUUUCUUCGCCCUGAUCGGUGGAGGGCCUGGUGUAACGAAUGCAAUGGUCAUGACAAUGAUAUCUGAUGUCAUUGAUGAAGCAAAUCGGUCAGUCGAAACUGUUGCUAGGAAAUCUGCAGUGGUGGCUCAACUCCUUGCACCUGCUAUAGGGUCUGCCAUGAUGAUGAAGCUAGGCCCAUGGACACCUUAUUUCUUCGGCACGGCAUUCUUUACUGUCUGCUGUCUUUUGAUUUUACUGGUACCUGAAACUAUUCCUAUUCAAGUUUUGAAGCCUGGUGCGGCUCGUUCAGCACCAUCUGGAUUUGAUCAUGGUUCUGUUCGGGAGUCACUGGAGGCUCGUCGCCCCGUUUCUCGGUCUUCUCUCGCAUCGAAGAUGAAAGCACUUUUUGCAACCGCCUGGAAAGAAACCAAACUCAUUUUUAGCAACCGUACCGUGCUUCUCAUACUCUCUACUUUCCUUCUCUCAACGCUGGGACGAAAGCAAGUCGAUCUUCUAUUACUCUACGCCUCUACUCGAUAUGAGAUCACACUGUCCAAGGCCGGUUUUGUUCAUUCCUUCAUGGCCUGCGUCAGUAUCGUUCUCCUCUUGCUCGUCCUCCCGCUUACUUCAGGCUACCUAUCCAAAACCCUCAAGUUGCCCAGCAACGAAAAGGAUCUGUGGCUUUCAAAGAUAAGUAUCGUGCUUCUCACGAUUGGAAGCUUCGCCAUCGGCUUCUCGCCAACCUUCGUUUCGAUGAUCUGUGCAGUAGCAAUCUACACCCUAGGUUGCGGAUUCAAUGCAGUCUGCCUCAGCUUGAUCUCCGCCUUCGUCGACCCAAAGUACUCGGCAAGGCUAUACUCUGUCAUCUCACUCAUCAUCAUGAUGGGAACCCUCAUCGGUGGGCCGCUCCUGGCAGGUCUCUUCAAUCUGGGGCUGAAUCUCGGGUCGUCUGCAUGGGCCGGAUUGCCCUUCUUCGGCUCUGGGGUGAUCCAUAUAUUUGUCCUGCUGUCGGUUUGGCUUAUCCGACUGCCUUCUGUACAACUAGAGUAG